Molecule: messenger RNA, 1451 nt
Organism: Aspergillus ochraceoroseus IBT 24754
Lineage: Eukaryota; Fungi; Ascomycota; Eurotiomycetes; Eurotiales; Aspergillaceae
Product: TMEM199/VMA12 family protein
Exons: 2
Coding region: 344-1372 (342 amino acids)
Biological process (GO): vacuolar proton-transporting V-type ATPase complex assembly
Cellular component (GO): endomembrane system
Source: RefSeq, a predicted model, not a curated record
GUUGAUUUCUUGUCUGCCAUUGUUUGGUAGGGCAGGCAGGCCCACGAACUGGUAUGAAUGAGUAAAGGAGGGAAGUGAAAGAGAGGAUGAUGGAAAGAAAAGACAGCUGAAGUCGUCUUUUGAUAGAACUGCGUGCGAGUGGGGGAGUUGAUUGCCUGUUCGGGAAAGGUGGCUUUUGGACCUUCUUCUCUCUUCUUCUGCUUCUUCUUCUUCUGCUUCUACACGGCUUCAUCUUUUCCAUCCAUCUUUAUAGAUCAGCUAUGGUGUGGCUGGACUUGUCUGUACAAUAUGGACUGAAUCCCACGUCUCCCAUAAUAACAACAACAUCAUCAUCAUCAUCAUCAUGGUCCUCCUAGUCACCACCAAACCCAUCCUCGCCGCCUUCGACGCCAUCUCCUCAUCCUCCCGGGAGAAUCUGGAGCUUCCAGACUCCCUGGCUCUCGGGGAACCCAUAUCCCACGAUCAAGUGAUCCGGAUCUCGCGAUUUUUUCGAGACAAUCACACGAACGAUGCAAAUGACGAGGAUAGAAGCUUGGAUGCUCUCCUUCGCGGGAUGAGAAUCUACAUCCCUCCGCCGCCACCGAAACCCGAGCCAAGCCCGGAAUACCUCGCCCUAAAAGCCCGUCUCCUUGCCGCCGCCGAAGCGGACGCUUACCACCGCAUGACCUCGCCCACACCAACCGGGCCCUCAGCCUCAGCCAUAUUUUCGUCCUCCUCACCUACUGUCGCCGCCUUGCACGAUGCAAAAUCCACCAGCACUGACGCAACCAACUCCGCCGACCCGCUUACCCCAUCCCUCGUGCUUAACAUCUUCCUCUCCGUCCUGAUCACGGGGUUUAGCGUCUACUGGGCCCUGACUAAAUUCCACACGCCGGAUAUUCUCAUCACAGGGAUUUCAUCCUUAUGGCAUAGGUCUUCGGGAGCUACAGCACACCGCACAGCGGCGUAUCAAGGUCGAGGCAGUGGCGCUGGUGCUGGUGCGUCGGAGCCCGUUCGCGUGCUGCUAUCGCUUUUUGCCGCGUUGGGCGUGGGGGUCGCAGAGGUGCUUAUUUAUGCAAUUUACCUUGGGAAGAUCGAGCAGGCUCGAUCUCGCGAGAGGAGAGUGAGGGAGCGGAAGGAAAUUGUGGGUAGGGAGGAGAUUGGCAGGAAGGGGGAUUCUGAGAAGACUCCUCGGCUGGCUGGCGAAGAACAAAAAGAGGAAGAAGAAGAAGAAGAAGAAGAAGAAGGACAAGAUACUGAGACGGGAGAGGUGAUCUGGGGCCGAGGACCGAAUGGCGGAUUGAGAAGGAGAGUUCGCGAAAAGUGGGAGGAGGGGGAGGAAGAGAUCAAGAAAAACGAAUCAAGGCGGGUGGUGAACUUGGGUGUAAGUUAACCUGCUCAUUUGACUCUAAAUACAGGCUCGGCUCGUCCUUGGUCUUCGUCAUUUUACAAGUCCUUUGCGACGAUUAUAU